Molecule: messenger RNA, 2456 nt
Organism: Megalobrama amblycephala (Wuchang bream)
Lineage: Eukaryota; Metazoa; Chordata; Actinopteri; Cypriniformes; Xenocyprididae
Gene: gpkow
Product: G patch domain and KOW motifs
Biological process (GO): mRNA splicing, via spliceosome
Cellular component (GO): spliceosomal complex
Molecular function (GO): nucleic acid binding
Source: RefSeq, a predicted model, not a curated record
CAAACCACAACAAACAUGGCGUCGCCGGAGCCGCAUCAGGAGCGUCAAUCACUGAAGAUUAAUAUUAGCCAGGAUGAUGGAGGCAAAAAAUCUGCUCCAAUAUCUUUUGGUUUUAGUAGAACAUUAAGCAGGGCCAAACCAGGGAAAGCGGAAGAGCGAGAUUAUUUAGUUGAAGUCGAAGGGAAAGAACUAAAAGGAACAAAACCGGUGGAGAAACCGAAGGAGCUGGUUAUCCCGUUGAUCCACAAGAACCGCUGGUACCGGCAGGAUGCUGAGCGAGGGGACAAGAGCAGCGAGGACAAGACCAAAGAUCCGCCCCAGGAGGUGCAGGACACGGUGGAGUCUCAAGCCGUCAAAGAGCUCAUCGAGGAGUCUCAAAAACACCAGGAGAGAUGGAAGAACGGACCACAGUCGGAUCCGAACCUUUCCAUUCCUCUUCUCAUGCAGAAUCAAGCUCCUGAGGGCUUUGAGGAUGGUGACAAAGUCAACGUGGAUUUGCGACCAGAGUCUUCCACAGAAGCAGACUAUGAACUUGUUCCUGUGGAGGCUUAUGGGUUGGCCAUGCUGAAGGGAAUGGGCUGGAAGCAGGGAGAGGGAAUUGGACGUACAUUUAAACAAGAUGUGAAGCCUAUAGAGCAUCAGUUGAGGCCUAAAGGACUGGGUUUGGGUGCUGAUCGCUCAGCCAUUAGAGACCUGGAGCCCGGCGUCCCCAAGAGACCCCCUAAACCUGGUGAUGAGAAGGGGAAAGAAGAGGAGGCACUGGUUCUGGGGCCUGGAGGAUGUGUGCAGGUCCUGGCAGGAGCCCAUAAAGACCUGUACGGGAAGAUAGAGGGAGUGGAUCCAGAUAACGCCAGAGUUGUAAUCAAACUUGCCAUUGGCGGAAAGACAGUAACCAUCAUUCAGCACUCUUUAAAACUAGUCACCCGCAAGGAAUACGACAAAUACGGCAAAGACCUCAGUCGUCUUAGUAAAGCACACAAGGAAAAAGAAAGAGAAAAAGAGCGGGAACAGCAGAGGGAACGAGAGCAAAAGUUAAACGGUAAAGAUGAGAGAGGAAAGACAGAUCGAGAUCGGGAUAGGGAGAAGGACAGAGAGAAAGAUCAGAAGAAAAGGAAACACAGAGAAUCAAGUGGAGACAAAGAGAAGCCUCCCCCGGCAAAAGAGUCGCGUCCCUCCCCACCAGCCCCCUCAUGGCUCCAACGGGACCUCCGUGUGCGGUUCAUAGAUAAAGCAUUCAAAGGAGGCAAAUACUAUAACUCAAAGAUGAGAGUCGAGGAUGUCCUGACGCCCCACACUUGUGUGUGUCGUACAGAGGAUGGCAGGCUGCUGGACGAUAUUAGGCAGAAAAUGCUGGAGACAAUUGUACCUAAGAACGACUCAGACAACAUUAUGGUGGUUCUGGGAGAACACAGAGGACAGGUGGGCCGCAUCCUGAAGCGAGACCGAGAGAAGUGUCGAGCCAUGGUUCAGCUGGACCGAUACGAGGAGCAGCUGUUCACACUCGACUAUGACUCCAUCUGUCAUUAUGUGGGCGGAACAGAUCACUGAGAAAACAAUUGGAUGAUACGACACACCUUUCAUCAUCCCAACCCUGUUCUGAUUGGCUUCCCUUAAAGGGAUAGUUUUCCCAAAAAUGAAAAUUCUGUCAUCAUUUACUCUUAUGGUGUUCCAAAUAUGAGUUUUCUUUCUUCUGUUGAACUAAAAAGAAUAUAUUUUGAAGAAUGUUGGUAAUCAGACAGUUUGAUGAUAGCCAUUGACUUCCAUAGUAUUUUCCCCCUACUAGGGAAAUCAAUGGCUAAUGGUUACCAGUGUUCUUCAGAAUAUCUUCUUUUGUGUUCAACAGCAGAAAGAAACUCAUACAUGUUUGGCUGAGUAGAUGAUGGCAGAAUUUUCAUUUUUGGGUGAACUAUCCCUUUAAUUGCUAGUGACCAACAUAUCAGAUACAUUACAUUUUUAAUACAACCAAGACUUAAUUUAUUUUGCUAGUUGUGUUGUAUUUUUAAAUGCAUCUGAAUGAUCAGACACGUGAUCCUAAAACAACAUAAUAUCCUGUUAGUAAGAGUCUGUUGUUACAAAUCCACAUUUUGCAUAUUUGUUGUUGUGCUUAGAAAUGUGAGCAGGAUCAAUGAUAUAAAGUGACAUUUUUCUCUCUGUAUAGUGAUGAUGAACAUUUACACAGGUCAGCCUUGUAGCAUCAGUGUUUGAGUGUCUGCUGCUGAUCUGGGAAGAAAAUGAAAUUGCAUUUUGGCCCAAUGUAAUUAAUUAAAUGUAAAAAACAAAAAAUCUCACUGCCAGUUAAUUAGAAUCCAAACACUUUUGAAACGGCUUGGUUUCUUAGUCCAACAAAGAUCUCAAUUUAUUAAACUGUUAAUAGUUUGUACAAUGUUAUACACAAGCCACCUAGAAUUUCCACUCAUGUUAUCUUUUUAUAAUAAAAUAUUAAAAUUCCUUCAAAA